This is a messenger RNA of Nicotiana tabacum (common tobacco), 1107 nucleotides long. RefSeq names its product trihelix transcription factor ENAP1-like. NCBI's taxonomy places the organism in Eukaryota, Viridiplantae, Streptophyta, Magnoliopsida, Solanales, Solanaceae. Gene Ontology annotation, molecular function: transcription cis-regulatory region binding. Gene Ontology annotation, cellular component: nucleus. The record is from RefSeq and is a predicted model, not a curated record.
AUGGAUGACAAUGAGGAUAAUGGGAGAUAUCCUCCCAGCCCUUAUGGCAUGAAUCAGGGUUAUGGGUCAUCCAAUCGCCAGAAGCUUCCUGUCCGCGACACGUCUUAUUCAAGGCAUGUCGAUGAUCAGUAUGUUGAGGAGGCGGAUAAUGAUGAAGAUGUUGAUGACGAAGAAGAAGAAGAUGAUGAUGACGACGAAAAUGGUGUUCAGCGGAUAGGGAAAGAUGUGUUUGAGGAUGAUGAUGACGAUGAUUAUGGUGAUUCACAAAGGCAUCAAAAGAAGAGGAAGUUAAAGAGCUUGUUAUCAAGUUACGAGUUUGCACCUCGAGUACCACCACCAUCUACUGCAGCUCCAACCGCUCCGAAACCUUCAUUUGGUGGGAGGAAUCCUCUUUCUGAUUGGUCUGAACACGAGACGUUUAUUUUGCUGGAAGCGUGGGGGGAUAGGUUUGUUCGACAUGGGAGGAAGAGUCUUCGAUCAGAUGAAUGGCAAGAAGUUGCAGAAAAAGUGUCACAGGGGUCAAAACUUGAGAGGACAGACACCCAAUGUCGUAACCGUUUGGAUACUCUAAAAAAGAAAUACAAAAAGGAGAAGAUGAAGUUUGCGGAGAAUGGAUGUAACACCAGUAAGUGGGUGUACUUCAAAAAGAUGGACAUGUUACUAACGUCAACUCCACAGCUAGCGGGUGUUUCAUGUGGAGUGGACUCCGGUGAGUAUGUUUUCAUGAGCUCCAAAGUUUCUUUGAAUCGUGCCAAUGGUUUGGAUGAGAUGAGGGACAGUCCUAAUAACUCGGGAUCUGCUGAUGGUGACGAUGAUGAUUCUGAGGAUCUUCCACCAAAAAGAUCAAGAAAUGGACAAUCAAGAGGGAAUGGAGCUUCUUUCAAACUAAUAGCAGAUUCCAUCCAUAAAUUUAGUGAGAUAUAUGUGAAGAUUGAGAAUAGCAAGAGACAGCAAAUGCUGGAACUGGAGAAAAUGAGGAUGGACUUUCACAGAGACUUGGAAAUGCAAAAGAGGCAGAUUGUGGAGCGAGCACACGCAGAAAUUGCAAGAAUACGCCAAGGAAGAGAUGAAGAGAAUGACAUUUCUGCUGAAAAUGUUAGUGGAUGA